Messenger RNA from Rubroshorea leprosula, 938 nucleotides. NCBI's taxonomy places the organism in Eukaryota, Viridiplantae, Streptophyta, Magnoliopsida, Malvales, Dipterocarpaceae. The record is from the annotation of a GenBank genome assembly.
AAAAUUGCAAAAGAUAAAUUUUCGGCCUUCAUUGUUUUGGUUCUUUCCUUGUAUGAAACUAAUCCAACUUUAUGCAACGGCAUCUAUUCAUAAUUCCACUAAGCUUGUGGUCAUAAAGGCUGAUUCACUCGUGAUUGAGAUAGAUGAUGAUGUCCUUGAGAGUGAGGUUUUUGCUCAACUGGACCUCUUGGAUGACUUCUUGGAAAUAGAAAGGCCAUUUGAACUUUGCCAAGUCGUUGAUCAAAAUGAGGCAUUCAGUGCUGCUGAGGUCUUGAGCAAGGCUCCCACAUUGGAUGCAUCAGUGUGUAUGUUUUGGAGCAAUUUCCCUACUGUUUACAAGAACUUUAGCCAACAGUUUAUGAAUGAGGAGAAAGUUGUGUCAGAAGCAGCUGCGGCUGUAGAUCUUGCUCAACAUUGGAAAGAUGCAGUAGAGAAGAAAAAGAGUAUUUAUGAAGAGGUGAAAGAUAGCAUUAGCACCCAAAUGAAGCUGUAUCAAGACAACCUAGAUGAGAUUGCCAAACUAGAAGCCCGCCUUGCCGAAUUGAAAAAGGCAACAACAAAGGAAGAAGACAACCUCAAAUCCCUUCAACUUGAGAGAAGCAAAUUACUAGUUGAGCUCAAGGAAGAAGGACGUGGAGCUUUGGCUACAAAGAGUGAGGCUGCACAAUAGGAGGAGAAAGCAAAGGAAGCCAACAACACACUGCAGCAAAUGAGAGAUGAGUGGGCCACUUGGAUGCAAAACCUUUGUUAGGUUUUUUUUUCUUUUUUUCAGCAUCAUUCAUCCUUGUCGCGGCCAUUAAGCUGCUUCAACAUUUGUUUCCAAACUUCUUUUUAUUUUUCUUCUUCUAAUGAUGAACAUGAAUUUAUUUGCUUGCUUUAUUCAUGCUGCCCACGGCUUUGCAAACAAAGCCACUCUAAAACAAAAAUGUAAGAACAUG